Pseudocercospora fijiensis CIRAD86 is the source of this 1099-nucleotide messenger RNA. RefSeq lists its product as uncharacterized. Bases 1 to 957 code for a protein of 318 amino acids. The record is from RefSeq and is a predicted model, not a curated record. The transcript is spliced from 2 exons. NCBI's taxonomy places the organism in Eukaryota, Fungi, Ascomycota, Dothideomycetes, Mycosphaerellales, Mycosphaerellaceae. Gene Ontology annotation, cellular component: peroxisome; peroxisomal membrane. Gene Ontology annotation, biological process: protein import into peroxisome membrane.
AUGGAAGAGAAGCCCAUACAGAAUGCGGCCGCAUCUGCCCCUGAUCCGGAUGAAGACGACCUAGACGAUCUUGACGAUGUGUUAGACUCCUUCCAAGAAGCUAAGGUAUCAGAACAGAAAACGACACCAUCAACAUCUGCUUCCACAACCACAGCUCCCAAAGCUUCAGGUCCAGGCCGGCCCAAGAUCUCCCACGAUGCAGGCUCAGAAGAAGACUUCGCCGCCCAGCUACAGGCAGGAAUGUCGAACCUCAUAUCCGAGCUGGGCGAGAACCCAGAAAUGCAAGCAGAAUUUGAGAAAAUGAUGCAGGAACUCGUGGCAGCGGGAGCUGCAGGCAGUGAUCAAAAAGCUGGAGAACAUUUACGAGCGGCAGCACAGGCUGCUCCGAAAAGUCCUGAACAGAAAGCGAAAGAGCCCUCGAAGAAGAGUGCCGCCAAGGGAGAGGACUUCAACGAUACCAUUCGCAAAACUAUGGAACGAAUGCAAGCGUCCGAUUCGACAGCCAAACAGUCCACCACAUCACAGAGCAACAUGAGUGAAGAGGACAUCUUGGCACAGAUGAUGCGAGAACUGACUGAAGGUGGAGGUGAAGGUGGUGAAGAAGGAUUUAAUGCUAUGUUGAUGAAUAUGAUGGCACAUCUCACGAACAAGGAGAUUCUUUACGAGCCUAUGAAGGAGUUGCAUGACAAGUUCCCGGAAUGGAUGAAUAAGAAUGAGGGUAAGACGCCCAAGGACGAGAUGCAGAGAUACAAGGAACAACAGAAACUUGUUGGAGAAAUUGUGGCGAGGUUUGAGAGGAAGGAGUAUAGUGAUGAGAAUGAGGAUGACAGGGAGUACAUUGUGGAGAGGAUGCAGAAGAUGCAAGCUGCUGGAUCACCACCCUCGGACCUUGUUGGAGACAUGUCUGCGGCACAGGAAGCUUUGGGAGAUUUGGAUGGUGGAUGUCCAACGCAGUGAUGAGCUGUAUUAGGCCAAGAAAUCUGGGGUGGCGAUUUCGUUACGCUUGCGUGCUGUGAUACCCAUUGGAGUCGUGUCUCUCGCUGGCUCCGCUCCCAGAUCUAAUCAAUCAAUUUCAACGCCAAACUCCUCGCUAAAAGCG